Molecule: messenger RNA, 4661 nt
Organism: Polistes dominula (European paper wasp)
Lineage: Eukaryota; Metazoa; Arthropoda; Insecta; Hymenoptera; Vespidae
Source: RefSeq, a predicted model, not a curated record
AAAUUUGAACAUUUGAUAAUCAAAAUGAUUCAAAAAGAAUUUCAUCAAAUGUAGAAUAAAUGAAGUUGAGAAUCCCUGAGGUAAGAUGGAUGAAAUUAGUUACGAAAAAUAACCACAGAAAGUCGCUGCAAUCGUUAGAACCUUACGAGAGUCAUAAGAGAACUUGCUAAGUGAUUGGUUAGUUUGUUUUCCAAUCGGUGUUUAUGUUAAACCCUAACUCACAAUUUAGCAAUAAAAACAACGAACAGAAAAAAGUGUUUAGAUAUAGAAAUAGAACCGUGAAGAAGUAACGUGUAAAUUUUCAGAAGAGAACAUUCAUACAUUUAAUAUUAUACUCGUGUAAAUUGAUUUAACAAAAAGUAAUUUGAACCUUAAAAGUAACAAAAUUCAUGUUAAAUGUGAAGAAGAAGAUAAAGUUAUAGUUAAGUGUGUUAAAACUGGAAUAAUAUCAUUCAUUACUGUUCUUUUGUCACUAUUGCGUCUAAGGACGCAAUUUUCAAGGUUGUAUAAUGCCUGACGUGUAAUAUUAUUAGUCAUCAUUCACGAGGAAUGGAAUUAUUGUGAAACGUUAACACACUAUCGUCUUCUAAUAUAAAAAAAAGAAAAAAAAAGAAAAGAAAAGAAAAGAAAAAAAGAUGGCCGGUGUAUCAGCAUACCUCGAUGCAAUUCAAGCUAUCAAAGGAAUUAAUCCUAGUCAAAAGUAUGAAACCAUAAUGGAACAUAUUAAAAUGUAUUUGAAUGUGGAAACGAAGGAAUUAAAUUCAGAGAUAUGGGAAAAUACGGAAAUAAAUUUGCAACCAUUUUACAAAUUAAUCAUUGCAAACAUGAUAGAAAGUUACGAUAUGAUAACGGAAUUGUUAAAAUCGGAAGACACUGCGAUAACAACGAGGGUGCUCAAAUGUAGAUGGUAUUUUCAAGGUACAAAUGAAAAUAUCAUUAAUCCGGAAUAUUUUUUUCAAAAUAUUAUACCGUACGUUACAUUAAAAACUAGACGUGAAAUAGUUAAAUCGUUGGGACGUAAUUUGAAGAAUGCAAAAAUGGCGGAACAAUUUUUCAUCGUAUUUGAAGAAAAUUAUGGUGCAAGUUAUUCCUUACCAUUGUUGUUUGCAUGCACCGAUACAUUUUUUAAAAAUAAAAUAUUACAACAUAGGAUUAUUUUAUCCUUGAGUCAAGUCGAGAGAUUAUAUUUACGUAAACCCAACGUAGUCAUUUAUUAUUUCAAUUUAAUCAAAUCUCGAGAUAAUAAAAAAACAAGUGUCGUUAGUAACAAGGAUAUCAAUCUUUAUUUCAAAUUUUUACCUAAAUUGAUCAAAAGAAAUCAUAAUUUGUUUUACGACAUUAUCGAAACAUGGGGUUCAUCUAUUAAUAGUACUUUACAAUUGAACAAAAAAUAUGCUCAACAUCUUGUAAAAAGAGGUAAAAAUAAUAAAAGUAUAUUGGAAGAAGAUCCAUGCAAAUGGAUCAAAUUUAUAGAACUUGAAAUGAUAAGUGAAACUAUAAUGAAUACUAUAUUUCCUAAAUUAUUACCGGAAGAUAUCGAUGAUUUUAAUACAGAUGUUGUAAUUAGAUAUUUAAAGUAUUAUCCUAAAGAUAAAGUAUACAAAUUAAUAAGUGAAUCUUAUGAAAUUGUUUAUAAAGAAAAAUUUCUCGAUAAACUUACAAACGUAACCAUGGACUUUUUACCAUAUUUACCAACAAAUAUAAGAAUUGAUAUAUUACCAUCAUUAAAGUUACAUUUUCGAAAUAGCGUAAACGAUUAUGAGAAGAAUUAUGAUUCUUAUUUACCGACUAGAGUAUUAAUGAAAAAAAUCAAAAAAGAAAUAAACGAAACUAAUAAUCCAGAAGAUAGGGUAGCAUUGGUGAUACAAAUGAUUUAUAAUUGUAAAAUAAACAAGGACAGUGCUGCUUUGUGUCAAUUUUUAAAUCACGUUUAUAAUAGGCACAAAAAUGAGAUACAACAAUUUUGGAUAACAUUUUUCAGACGUUUUGCAUAUAUAUAUAAAUGGUCUGAAUUAAAAUUAAAUGAAUGGUCGUGUAUCGAUAAAUUGAUCAUUCAUGUAUACUCCAAUCUUAUGUUAACUAACAUUUAUCAAUAUCCGACUAUAUUGAAAGAAUCGAUUCUCUUUAAAUACAAAAAUAUAUCUAAUUAUAAAGUAGCUGAAGUACUAAUACAUAUUUAUUUAACUAUAUUACGUGAUAAGUAUGAGUAUGAUUGGUCCAGAUACAUUGGUGAACCACAAGAUGAAGUUUUGUUUUUCAAUAUAAUGCUUGAUAGUGUUGAAAAGUUAUUUACAAAAGUUCAACAAGAAUUUAAUACAAAUAUCGAUACAAAUGAAGAUAAUACAAAAUUGAAUGUUGAAACAGAUAAUAAUUCUAAUUCAAACAUGGAAGAACAAACACUGUCAUCAAAUUCAAGCGAACAAAAAAUAUGGUUGUUGGAAUCAAAUUCUGACGAUGAUUCGAAUUUAAAGGUAGAAAUAAAUCUCGCGUUAUGGAACAACGAUAAAAUUAGAAUUCGUUUUGUACUUGAUCUCGUUAAAAAUAUGUACCGAUUGGAUGACGAAUAUGCCCCCUAUAUAAAUAAAAAAAAGAAAAUUUUGAAACAAAAAUUAUUACGUGAGCCAUUUAAAAAAUGGAAAUCAACGUGGCUUUGGUUACAGGUUGAAUAUUUCGUGAAGAAUGAAGAUAAAUUGAACGAAAAGGCAAAGAGAUAUUUGGAGGAUUUAAAAGAAUGUUUAAAGAAAGAUCCAGAAUUAUACGAAAAAUUAUUAAACAAAUCUGUCGCGAAAAAACCUGAUGUCAAAUAUAAGGAAUUAGUUCAAAUGUUAAAACGUAAUCCAGAAAAAUUGUUGAACGAAAUUGAAUUAUUUUUGGAUACUGCUUAUAAAUUGGAAUAUCGUAAUUCAGGUUCAUUACAUCGUCCUUUUAUUAUGUGUCGUUGGUACGAUAAAUUACCAAUGGUAUUUAUAGAUGAAGCUAAAAAACGUUAUUCGUUGGACAAUCAUUCUUUUUACAUUUAUCUGAUGGCAAUCAUAUUGGACGGUCAAGGUUAUCAAAAUAUCUCUAACGAAUAUUUGUCGAAUGAGAAUGUGCAAAAGAUUCUAAUAAAACCUGAUAAUACGUGUGUAAACGAUACUAAAACGACUAAAUUAUUGAACGAUGUGUUAAGGGGUAUGCAUAGAACAAAUCCACCUGUAUCGUUGGAAAUUAUUCAGAAUUUUUACGAAUACGAAUUAGUAUUAGUUUUGAAUAUAUUAAAUGUUAUUACUAACGUUUGUGUAAAUACAUCAUUGAACAAGGUACAACGUUAUUUGGAAACAAAUUCAAAUCCUAAGAUAACCGAUCAAAAAAAUGUCAUCAGAAUAUACACAUUAGCCGAAACUAUAGAAAAAUGUGCCCAUUAUUAUACUUUUAAGUGGAAUCAUGAAAAUGAACAUUCGUCGAUACGUGGAAUAAUAUUUGAUUCGUCGUAUAAAUUAUUUAAAAAUAAUCCUAGACAAAUAACAUGGCGUACGUUUAAAAAUUGCAUGGAUACAUUUAAAUACGACAGUGAUUGGUCCGAUUGUAAAAUAGAAUUUAUUAAAACCAAUGUAUUACCAAUCGAAUAUAUCAAUGAAUUAAUAGAAACAAUGUUAUCGAUGUUAAUGAAAACAAUAGACAAUGGUAAUUCGAAGAAUCAACAAAAAGCUAUGAACUUUUUAGAACGAUCGUUUCAUCGUCAUUAUUUCAGUGAUUAUUAUGCGAGUAUUUUGAACGGUCAAAUUAUCUUAAAUUUCACGGAAAAAUAUUUAUUUCAAGAAAAUUGUUUAAAUAAUGAUCUGAUGAUAGAUUUGAUCAUAUCGAAAUAUAUGUUUGCAAAUUCUAACGAAUAUUUGUCAAGGAUCAAAACAUUUGGCAUGGUUUUCGAACGUAUUUGCAAAGAAUGGUACGAAGCAAUGUUACAAAAUAAAAAAAAUCAUGAAUACGAUGAAUUUUUAGAAAAAAUUACAAAACAUAUGUUUCAAUUGAAAGAUUUAAAAAUAAAUCCAAUUACGAUUGGACAAAUAAUCGAUGAAAUAAUUCGUAUAUUUUACAAAAUUCCAAUAUAUACAAAUAUUUGGAAUUAUAUAAUGUUAAUAAUGACGAAAUAUACUAUAGUAACGCCUGAUGAAUUUAUUGAAAAUAUUUGUAAUAAAUUGAUUGAAGUGUGUUACGAAAACAAAUGUACGUUUUUUGUAUUAGCAAAUUGUAUUCAAUAUUUUUAUGAAAAUUUUCCAAAUUGCGUGGAUAAUGCAGAAAUUUAUUAUUUAUAUAUAAAACGUUUAUUGAUGAAUGAUAAUUGUAAUUUGUCCAAAUUAACGGCUGUUCAAUUAUUACCAUUACCAUGGAGGAACAAAGAACAAUACGAUAAACAUUGUGAAAUUGUGGAAAAACUUGAAUCAUACAAAGAUGUAGAAAUUUUAUGUUUGUUAUAUUUUCAAAUGCGUACAUUGCAUAAAAUAGUAGAUUCUGACUAGGAAUCAUGAAAUUUAAUCGAAUCUUCGUCGUCAUCUUUUCUUUUUGUUUUUUUUUGCUUUUUUUUUUUUUUUUUUUAAGAGCAUUUGCAAUACGUUUUUCAUGUAUGAAAUAUAUAUGUAUAAGUAUUGUUAAUUUAAAUAUUAAAUAUUAAGUUGUAAUAUUAA